Molecule: messenger RNA, 405 nt
Organism: Recurvomyces mirabilis
Lineage: Eukaryota; Fungi; Ascomycota; Dothideomycetes; Mycosphaerellales; Teratosphaeriaceae
Exons: 3
Coding region: 1-405 (134 amino acids)
Molecular function (GO): oxidoreductase activity
Source: RefSeq, a predicted model, not a curated record
AUGACGAUCCGCAUCACCAUCUUCAUCAAGAAACUCCCCACAGUCUCCAUCGAGCACUUCCAUAAAUACUGGUCCGAAGAGCACCCCAAGAUCUUUCUCUCGGUGCCCAUCGUCCAGAAGAACCUCACGCACUACCAACAAUUCCACACCGACCCCAACAUCUCGGCUGAGCUACGCAAGAUGGGUCUGCCGAUUGCUGAAUACGAUGGUGGUGCGGAAUUCUUCGCCAACAGCGUCGAAGAUGCCAUGGCCGUAUUCCAAGAUCCAGAAUACCAUCGCGUAGUCGUCCCGGACGAAAUGACCUUCCUCGAUCGCGAUGCAGCUAGCAUGAUGAUUGGGACUACGGAAGUCAAAUGGGAGGACGGCAAGCCAGCUGAGGGCAUCAAGGUCGAUCUUGUGCAAUAG